UCUUAACACAGGUUAUAUAAAUCAAGCUUGUACCAACAGAAAACCAAUGUGUUAAACUUGAUUAAACUCAAUUUUAAAGUUACCACAAGCAUAUGUCUGAUUUUAAACGUCUGUUUCGACGUCAGCGCUCAGAGAAGCAUAUGUUACAUGAAGAAGAACAACAACAAUCUUCAAGUGGUUUACAAACAGAACGAAAUGCCGUUUCAAAUGCAGCAACCAGUAAUAUUGGGAAGAGAAAUAGCACUUUCUUUCAGAGCUCAACUGGUGAAGAAAACAAUGUAGACGAUCAUUUUAAAGAACCAAAAAGUUGGCGGAAAUCCUUUCGCAAAUUUCGAUGGAAGAAAAAAGAUCCUCCGAUAAGUAUGUCUACUGACAACAUCCUUACUAUCCCAGAAUCUGCCGGUGAUAGUGCGGAUAUGGGCCAACCAACUGCACAAAACUCUCCAACAAAAGUGAGCAAGCGUUGGUCAUAUUCUCCGGAUUUAUCUGAGGAAAAUGUUCCUGGGGCCAGAGAGUUAAGAGGAACUUUGGAAAGAAAACUAAGCGUGAAGCUAGAAAAAGAUGAAGCACAAGCUGGUGACUACUUUGGAAAGCAUAGAAAACAAAACAUAAACAGCCUUCAAAAUAAUGAAGAAAAUAGUUUACCAUCCAGCAAACCUUGUGUCAACAAUAACGAAACAGACACUAUAUCUGAACAACCUGGUGAUCAUGAAAAUACAAACAAAUUAGAAGUUAAAUCUGAUGAAAAUGGAAAUGUUUUUCAGAAUGUAGAAAAUGAUUUACCCCCAUUACAACAAGAUCAACAGUGGCAAUCCUCAUGUACAGAAACACCUGAAGAGGAAGAAGAGCCGUAUGACCUAGGGGAUAUAGAUGCAGUCUUAAGCAUGGUUGACACUAAAUCUACACUGAGGAGUUUACAUGGACAAGGUGCAGUAGAUGAAGGUCACUUAUGGGGAGCUGCUUCACUACAUGCCACUGGAAGUUUUCUGCAACGCAGUCGAAGUGACACAGCAUUUGAGCGUGUUGCCGAAAGUGCGCUUGAAAGUUACCACUAUGAACCUGAACCACAACAAUAUUAUGAAGAACUGCAUGAAGAUGGAACUAAUAAUAAAAGUGAAAAUGCAUAUGCUUAUCCAACACCAGACAGUGACUAUGUCACCUCAGCUGGUAUGGAAGAUAAUAUAUCUUGGGAUAGCAAUGAGUUUGAUUCAUCAUCGGAAUCGGAAUAUGAAGAUUAUUCUCAAUCCGAUGUAAAACUUCGGAAACCACCAAAAGUAGACAGGACAAGUAAAGAUUUGGGGAAAGAAGUUCAAAAACUUUGGUUUUGGGAGAAAUCAUCAUUUAAGAAAAGAGUCAGCAAAGCUCCUUCUGUUGAACCGGAACCAAGCUCCUUUGUUGAAAUUGACAUUCCAACGAAUCGUCAUCCGUUGCCACGGUUACCGGAUCCUGUACCUCCGGAUCUAACGGAGGUUCAGUUGAAAAGAAGAAGAAUAGUUGGUACCAUCAUCUCUAGUGAAGAAUCGUAUAUUGAAUCAUUGCAAAGGUUGGAAGUGGAAUACAAGCAAACUUUGCUAGAACAGAGGCCUGCAUUAAUUGGAGCUGAAACUGUGGAAAAAAUCUUCUACAAAGUCUCCAACAUCCUACAGUGUCAUAAACUCUUUCAAAUUGCUCUUGCUGCUGCAGUUAUGGAUUGGGAUAACCAUGAAUGUAUUGGACGCACUUUUGUGGCCUCCUUUUCCAAAUCCAUGGUCCUUGAAUGCUACAGUGACUACAUAAAUAAUUUCAACACUGCCAUGGACAUCGUAAGGAAAACUUGUGUUCGGAAACCGCAGUUCCUGGCAUUUCUACGAGACCGACAAUCGAGCAGCUCAUCCAGGCUUAAUCUGUAUGGUUUGAUGUUGAAACCUGUGCAAAGGUUUCCACAGUUUAUAAUGAUUGUGCAGGAUCUAUUGAAGAGAACACCAGACAACCACAAUGAUAAACUUCCCCUCCAACUUGCACUCACGGAGCUUGAAACCUUGGCUGAGCGACUUAACCGACAUAAAGCUGAAGAUGAGGACAGUGCUCAUUUACGUGCGCUCAUUGAAAACAGCAAUCUUAAACUAUCAACGCACACUAAAGAUGGCAGGGUUAGGAAGCUGCUGAAGCAAGGAGAGAUGAGGGAAUGUGAACAUAAUGUUGAUGGUUUGCUGGAAAGAGUGAAAGAUUCAUUGAUAGUUCUCACCAAUGAUAUGCUCAUAUGCUGCUCUAUAACUAACAGACGUCAGUAUCACCGUGGUGGGGGAGGUACAAGCAAGGACAUGUUUAAAGUGAGGUGGAGGGAAGGAUUGGAUGUUGUGGAGGUUACAGAUGGUCCUCCUCAAGCAGAGAAUGAAGUGAAACGUGAAACUCUUCACUCGGAUUUCAUUCUUCUGCAGAAAAUAGCUAAACUUGUGGAAAACCUUCAGUCCCCCCAUGAAGGAUUAUCGCUACCUGUUGUAGAUAAAUGCAUAGCAGAUCUUGAGAUUAAAAUACGACAAGCAGAGCAGAUGGCAAGCCAACCUGAUGAUUCGUGUAUCACGGUUCAAUUCCCGGGAAAGUUGGAGAAAGUCACACGAACAUUAAUAUUCCCAUAUUCCUCACAAAAGGAUGAAUGGCUCGAUGUUAUUUCAAAAGCUAAACUUGCUAACGAGCCAUCAAACUUGGAUAGUUGGUUCAGUGCAAAUUCUUCUGAUUCAGAUUCACUUUGGAAACCACCGUUAUUUUUAAGAUGUCUCUCAGCUCAUACCUCGUAUAACGAGUUUCAGGUACAAUGUGCUUAUGCCUUCAUGCCCGUACCUCAUGUUACUCUACUAUGGUUGUCAUGUUCUGCAAGUACUGUACUUGCUGUGGUGAGUGUAUAUUACAUCACAGAUGACAGGGUGGAAAAAGUCCAUGUUAUGCAGGUUGAGAGUUCUGUUCAAUGUAUGGAGCAUUGGAAUCCUAAUAAUUCAAUACAUUCGGUAUGGUUGGGCAUGGAAUCUGGAUGUCUUCUAGAAUAUUCAUCAGAAGGAACAUACAGAAAACUGAAUGAAGUUACCAUGCCAACCAUGUCCACUGUCAUGAUAAUGAAAGCUUAUCGCAAUAAUUUAUAUGUUGGUUUAUUGGAUGGCACACUUGCUAUGUAUACCAGACCAAAAGGAACCAAUGAUCUGAACUAUGUGUCGUCUAUAGUAGUUGGUACGGGCCCUCUGUCAUGUUUGUCACCAAUAGAUGGAAUGUUAUGGGGCUGUUCAGGCAAUGACGUUGUUACAAUUGAUAUGGAAAAUUUUAAACCUGAAAGUACACGAUGUCUUGUAACUGAUGGUGAGCAGUUGGUUGUUAACCUCGUUACAAGGGUGGGGUCAGGUUUGUGGGUUACCUUCUGUGAGGAAUGCAACUUAAACCUCUACCAUCUGGAUUCAUUAGAAAGAUUGCAGGAAAUUAAUUUAUCUCGAGUAAUAAGAGACUUCACACAAGAUGUAGAACCUCAUGUUUCCUCAGCUGAUAAGAGCAUGAUCACAAGUUUAGUAAGUGGCAACUGGCAGUUGCUUGCUGGUACAAGUAACGGUCUUUUGUUGGUGAUGCCUUUACCUAAAUUACCAGGAUCUGUGCCUAAAAUAACAGGUCCUUGCAAGGUUUGUCAUCAUAGUUUAUGUGGUCCUCUUAACUUCCUCUUCGCUCCUGAUCUCCCAACAUCCCACCACAACAGUGAUCUCAUCCCGGAGUACAUGGCUUUCAAUGAGGAUCAACCUCCUCCCAUUCCAGAGAGGGAUGAUGAGUCUGUCAGAUCAUCCGUCUCAAAAAAUGAGAUUGAAGUUGAAACUCCAUAUGAAGAUUUAAGUCCACGGUCGUCAAAAUAUCGAGAUCCUCCAUUACCAAGACCUUCCAAUCUAUCUGUUCAUGAUAUUAGUAGUGGAAGUAACAUACUGAUCGAAGAUGGAUCUUUAUAUGAGAAUAUGGAAGUUCAAUCAAUACAAAGCCCUAGAAAGUCAACUUUCAUUCACUGGAACAAAGCUUCUUCACGUGAUUGUCCUGUCAUAAUAGCAUGUGGGGAGGGGUACCAAAGGUUUUUUUCAAAAUCAACCAAAACCUCCAGUGACCAGCUCGACAGUGAGCAUCAGGCAGCCACCAUACUAUGCUGGAAAGUUGUUUGAAUUCCUGGCUGCAAAAUUUUGCACUUUUUGGUGAACUUUAAAAUGUCAGGUUUAGGUUAUGUAGUAUGCGUCACUUAGCUUAAUGGUUUCUUUGUUCAUUCUACUUAGCUUACACUUAGUUGCUUUUUAAAAGCAUGUUUUGUAUGGUAAUGUUUAACUAUUUUAACAACCUAACUGAAAAGUAUUCGCAUUACACAUGUGGUGCAGUUUCUGGAUGCCUGUGUAGUGCUGGCACUACAGUGAACAUAUAUUCCUGACAACUUAACAUUCCAAGUCCAUCACAAUCUUAAGAGCCAAUUAUAUCCAACAGAAUUAAGUCAUUUUUCAUAGAGUACUUAUUGAACACUGUUUGAGGACAAGCCAAAAUGUCAACAUUUUUAUGCACCUGGUUAAUGAUCUUUGUAGCAGCCAUGCUGGCGUGGUUGUGUUGCUUUUCUUUACGCAAUUAUUUGAAUCUAAAGAGUGCUUUUGUUAAAUUCUUGUCCCAUAAUUCCUAACAGCUCAAGAUUUUAUAAUUAAAUAUUUCAGCGAUAAUUUUGCCGCAAUUUACUGUAAAUAGCAAACGGUUUUCUGCCCUAUUUAUGCCACAAAGACUUACUUCUUGCUCAUCAUAAUAUAAUUAACAUUGCACACAGUUUUCAGCCAUGGAAUUGUUGCACUGAAUACUUUGUGCAAUUCUCUGUUAUAUGUUGUUACUAGUAAUUCAUAUAAGUGGUGCUUACAUGUAUCUUUUACCUAAACUUUUUGUGUUUUUGUAUUUUAAUUACUUCAAAACUAUCAGCUUCUGCGGUGAUAUCUUGCGCUUUUUAGUUACUCCGCCUUUUAAGCUCUGGGUGAAUAUGUCAUAACAUUGCAUAUUUUCUAUUUUAGGCUUUUUAAGCAUUUAAAAUAGUAACUCUCAACUUGCUUGUCAUUAAAACUUUAACAAAAUGCCAUUCACAUUUGUAUUGGAUAAAGAUUAUUAAAUCUUUUUUAACGG
This is a messenger RNA of Ciona intestinalis (vase tunicate), 5133 nucleotides long. Its product is annotated as rho guanine nucleotide exchange factor 10-like protein. Gene Ontology annotation, biological process: positive regulation of stress fiber assembly; actin cytoskeleton organization. Lineage: Eukaryota; Metazoa; Chordata; Ascidiacea; Phlebobranchia; Cionidae. Gene Ontology annotation, molecular function: guanyl-nucleotide exchange factor activity; protein binding. The record is from RefSeq and is a predicted model, not a curated record.